GAGCAGCUCGUCAUCACUGGCUUCCACCUGCUCAGCGUUCACUCAUUCACCGGCUACACGUUACAACUGAGAAAUAACACACCUUCUGCGGCCAUGGCAGAUCCAAGAAUACGGCAAAUCAAGAUUAAAACUGGCAUCGUUAAACGGCUGGCGAAAGAGGAGAUUGCGUACAUCACUGAGGCAAAGCAGCAGGAGGAGAAGAUUGAGCGGCUGAAAGCAGAGGCGGGAGAUGAUUAUGUCAUCAAGAAACAGAUGGAGGUGUUGCAGGAGUCCAGAAUGAUGAUCCCAGACUGCCACCGCCGCCUGGCCGUAGCACACGCAGAUCUGCUUCAGUUACUAGAAACAGAAGAGGAUUUGGCCGAAUCAGAGGAGUACAAAGAGGCCAGGAACGUAUUGGACUCAGUGAAGCUUGAAGGAUGAUUUCUGAUCCGUUUCUGUUCUCACUGUGAGAUUCACUUGCUUAAAUGUCCAUUCCUUUCUUCAGGCCUUGUUUGGAACCAUGCAGGCAAACUGAAUCCAUUCAAAGUCUCUGUUCUUGAUGUAAUGAUUUCUACUGUUUACUGUUAACGUGCCACCACAUUUGAUCAUCCUCCUUCCGUGUGUAAGAAUCCCACAAGAAUCCCACCAUAAACUUUCAGUUUAUUACA
Messenger RNA from Toxotes jaculatrix (banded archerfish), 647 nucleotides. It is a transcript of the gene tbca, whose product is annotated as tubulin cofactor a. The transcript has 4 exons. NCBI's taxonomy places the organism in Eukaryota, Metazoa, Chordata, Actinopteri, Toxotidae. Gene Ontology annotation, molecular function: beta-tubulin binding. The record is from RefSeq and is a predicted model, not a curated record. The coding region runs from base 94 to 420 and encodes 108 amino acids. Gene Ontology annotation, cellular component: microtubule cytoskeleton; cytosol. Gene Ontology annotation, biological process: tubulin complex assembly; post-chaperonin tubulin folding pathway.